This is a messenger RNA of Hylaeus volcanicus, 1852 nucleotides long. RefSeq lists its product as uncharacterized. The coding region runs from base 923 to 1852 and encodes 309 amino acids. Lineage: Eukaryota; Metazoa; Arthropoda; Insecta; Hymenoptera; Colletidae. The transcript has 9 exons. The record is from RefSeq and is a predicted model, not a curated record.
UCUUUUUUUAAUUGUUGAGUUUAGCCAGGAUAAUACCAAAAAAUUUGCAUACAGUUACUAUUUUUCUUGUUUUUUAUUUCUUUAUUAAAUCAUUUAUUGAUUUCCUUGCAACUUCUGAUCAACAAACACUAAACACACUCUAUCACUUUUUUUAUUCCCCUUAUAAACUUCUUUAAUGUUCACAAUGUAUCCGCUAAAAGCCGUUUUAUCUCACACUUUUCAUGGUUUUUUUCACCCUCGUAUCAAAACUUUUCUUAGCGCCUUUUUAGUCGUUUUCUAGCCUCUUUUCUUUUUUAAUCUUUCUCUAACUGGUUUAAUAUUUUCUUAUAAACUUUUUUUUUAAUAUGCGUUAGUAAGUCUUUUCUUAAAUUCAUCAAGUUCUUUACUAACAGUUUUAUUAAUUCUCUUAUGCACCCUUUUUUCUACCUUUUGAUUAGUUACACAUAAAACUCGUUUUAUCUCACGUUUUGUACGUCACUAUUGCUAAUUAUCUUAUCAAGUCGUUUUUUUAAUUUUCUUAAUAAAUAUUGUAAAAUGGUGUUUAGUUAAUUUUAAAUGAUUAAAAGAAAAAAAUUAGUCAAUCCCGAUAGCACAUAAUUUUUUGAAUAAAAGAGAAACAUUCGUUAAAAAAAAUGUAAUAUUUUAAAGUUGAAAUAAAAAUAUAGAAAAAUCAUGUCAGUCGAAAAAUUUAUUUAUGUUUGAACCGGUUUAAUGUGACAUGUUUGAUUUCGUUUACGACUUCUCUGUGUGAAAUUUUUUUUUUUUAAAUAAAAUAGUAUUAAUAAAAAAAAAAAUUAUUAAAAUGGAGUUGUUUAUCGUGAAAAUCGUUAGAUUGAAAGAGUUUUAGUUGGAAGUUCUAUUAAAGUUACAAAAAUUUAAAUUUAGGCGUUUAAUAUUCUUAGUCUAAUUUACUUGGAGUUAAAUGAAAAUGAUACGAGUUAUGUAUCUUCACGCACUGCGAGGAACUACUAAAGGAGAGAGAACAGAGAAAUUAAAAGAAGCCUGUAAAGAUUAUCAUCUUAUAACUCCGGAUUUAAAAACAAGAACAACACUUUUAAUUUUUACAUUAACGUUUGCUGCUUAUUUAUGUUGUGUUAGCGCUUUAGUUUGUUUAGCUUGGGCGUUUAUAUCUACUAUUCUUGCUUUUUUCAUUACUACUUUACUUUUUCUAUGUGUUUGUAUUACCUACAUUUUGGUUGGAAGAGGCGUUACACAUUCUAUGGUGGUUCAAGCAACAGCGAUUGCGGAAAAAGUUUUUUGGGAAUUUCGUCCUAAUGUCAUAGUAGCGUCGUCUUUCGGUGCAGUCAUUGUUUUUGCUAUGCAAGUGCCAAAGGUUUCUCUAGUGCUUUUAGCUCCUGGACAGGACGCUUACUGCCGAUAUUUUAAAAUGAAACGAAUACCUACUUUAAGAGGUUAUCCUUAUGUAAUAGUGGUUCAUGGAUGUAAUGAUGAUGAAAUCUUAUUAGAAGAUUCUAUAAGACUUAUUGACAAUAGUUCUUAUCUACAAUGUAAAUUAGAAGUCAUUGAUGACACGCAUAGUUUAAAUUCAUUAACUGCAAAUGAUUACAAAGAAUUGAUUGAGGAGACAUUUCAGAAAGGAAGACAACAUAUUUUAGAAAUAAUGGAAAAUAAAAAUGAAUCUUUACCAGUCCCACAUACGCCUUAUCGUUAUCGUUCACAGGAAAUCAAUCCAUCUUUCUUUCUUAUUUCAGCAGAAACGGGCGCUAAAGAAGAAUCAAAGAUAGCGAAUAACCGCGAACAAAAUGAAGAGACACCACAAGACACGACUAUGACCGAUACAGAUGCUUCUUUUAAUGAAAAUUUACUUGGCCCAUAUACAAAGCCUUUAUAA